Magallana angulata is the source of this 2765-nucleotide messenger RNA. RefSeq names its product transitional endoplasmic reticulum ATPase. The transcript has 17 exons. Gene Ontology annotation, cellular component: VCP-NPL4-UFD1 AAA ATPase complex; cytosol; nucleus. The coding region runs from base 115 to 2514 and encodes 799 amino acids. NCBI's taxonomy places the organism in Eukaryota, Metazoa, Mollusca, Bivalvia, Ostreida, Ostreidae. Gene Ontology annotation, molecular function: ATP hydrolysis activity; ATP binding; polyubiquitin modification-dependent protein binding. The record is from RefSeq and is a predicted model, not a curated record. Gene Ontology annotation, biological process: autophagosome maturation; mitotic spindle disassembly; retrograde protein transport, ER to cytosol.
UUUCUACAGUCUCGAACUUUCCAUUUAGUAUUUAACAGCCAUUUUCUGCUCACGAACGUUGCGUCGUGAAACUGAAUUAUUAAAAGACGUUUAUUCUUAUUUAACACAGACAGAAUGGCAGAAGGAACAAAUGAUGAUUUGGCAACAGCCAUUCUGAAAAAGAAGGACCGUCCAAACAGAUUACUGGUAGAAGAAGCUAUAAAUGAAGACAAUUCUGUGGUUUCCCUUUCACAGGCCAAAAUGGAUGAGCUUCAGCUCUUUCGUGGUGACACAGUUCUGUUGAAGGGAAAAAGAAGGAAGGACACAGUUUGCAUUGUUCUCUCUGACGACACAGUUAGCGAUGACAAAAUCCGAAUAAACCGAUGUGUCCGUAACAAUCUGAGAGUUCGUCUGGGAGAUGUUGUCAGUAUCCAAGCUUGUCCUGAUGUAAAGUAUGGAAAAAGAAUCCACGUCCUGCCUAUUGAUGACACAGUCGAGGGACUAACUGGAAAUCUUUUUGAAGUUUAUCUGAAACCCUACUUCCUGGAAGCAUACCGACCAAUCAGAAAGGGGGACAUAUUUUUGGUGCGUGGAGGCAUGAGAGGAGUAGAGUUUAAGGUCAUAGAGACUGACCCCAACCCCUACUGCAUCGUAGCACCGGACACUGUCAUCCAUUGUGAGGGAGAACCAGUCAAAAGAGAGGAGGAAGAAGAGGCUCUGAAUGAGGUGGGAUACGAUGAUAUCGGCGGCUGCCGAAAACAACUGGCUCAGAUCAAAGAAAUGGUGGAACUCCCCCUCAGACACCCACAGCUCUUUAAGGCCAUUGGAGUAAAGCCACCCCGAGGAAUACUGCUGUAUGGUCCCCCUGGUACUGGAAAAACUCUGAUAGCCAGAGCAGUGGCCAACGAAACUGGAGCUUUCUUCUUCCUUAUUAAUGGUCCUGAAAUUAUGAGUAAAUUGGCUGGUGAGUCGGAAAGUAACCUGAGAAAGGCAUUUGAGGAGGCAGAGAAGAAUGCUCCUGCCAUCAUCUUUAUUGAUGAAUUGGAUGCCAUUGCUCCAAAGCGAGAAAAGACCCACGGAGAGGUGGAGAGAAGAAUUGUCUCUCAGCUCUUGACUUUGAUGGAUGGUCUCAAACAGAGGGCACAUGUGAUCGUCAUGGCUGCCACAAACAGGCCAAACAGUGUCGACGGAGCCCUGCGACGAUUUGGUCGAUUCGACAGAGAGGUUGACAUUGGAAUUCCUGAUGCCACUGGGCGUUUGGAAAUCCUGAGAAUUCACACAAAGAACAUGAAGCUUGCUGACGAUGUAGAUUUGGAGCAGGUGGCCCAGGAGACCCACGGGCACGUGGGAGCUGAUUUAGCCGCUCUCUGCUCUGAGGCCGCCCUUCAACAAAUCCGUGAGAAGAUGGACCUGAUUGAUCUUGAGGACGAACACAUUGAUGCCGAGGUCCUGGACUCUCUGGCCGUCACAAUGGAGGACUUCAGAUGGGCUCUGAGUAAGAGCAACCCCAGCGCUCUGAGAGAGACCUGUGUGGAGGUUCCGACUGUCACCUGGGAGGACAUCGGAGGUCUGGAGAGCGUCAAGAAGGAGCUCCAGGAGCUUGUGCAGUACCCAGUGGAACAUCCAGAGAAGUUCCUGAAGUUUGGAAUGACCCCUUCAAAAGGAGUGCUGUUCUAUGGACCACCAGGUUGUGGUAAGACUCUGCUGGCCAAGGCCAUCGCUAAUGAAUGCCAGGCCAACUUCAUCUCCAUCAAGGGCCCCGAGCUGCUGACCAUGUGGUUUGGAGAAUCAGAGGCCAAUGUGAGGGACAUCUUUGACAAGGCCCGAUCUGCCGCCCCCUGUGUGCUGUUCUUUGAUGAGCUGGACUCCAUUGCCAAGGCAAGAGGAGGAAACGCGGGAGACGGAGGUGGUGCCGCAGAUAGAGUUAUCAACCAGCUUUUGACAGAAAUGGACGGAAUGGGAGCCAAGAAAAAUGUCUUCAUCAUUGGUGCAACAAACAGACCAGACAUCAUUGACCCCGCCAUCCUGAGACCUGGUCGUCUUGAUCAGCUGAUCUACAUUCCCCUGCCUGAUGACAAGUCCAGAAUCGCCAUCCUGAAGGCCAACCUCAGAAAGUCUCCUGUGGCCAAGGAUGUAGACGUGAACUACCUGGCCAAGGUGACACACGGCUUCAGUGGAGCCGAUCUGACAGAGAUCUGUCAGCGGGCCUGUAAGCUGGCCAUCCGUCAGUCCAUCGAGGCCGAGAUCAGGAUGGAGCGUGAGAGGGACAAAGACCCCAACGCCGACAUGGAGGUGGAAGACUUUGACCCAGUUCCAGAGAUAUCUAGAGCACAUUUUGAGGAGUCCAUGAAGUUUGCUCGCCGCUCAGUCAGCGACAAUGACAUCAGAAAAUACGAAAUGUUCGCUCAAACACUACAGCAGAGUCGAGGAUUCGGUGGAAAUUUCAGGUUCCCAGGACAACAAAGUGGCAGUAACCCGCCCAGUCAAGGCCAGGGAGGGAACUUUGAUGAUGGGGACGAUGACCUGUACAGUUAAUCUGGGUCACCCCUACAGGGCGCUGGUCAGUGAUAGGAAUAUUUAUAAACCUGUGUUUUCAUAUUUGAUUCAUUUCUCAUUUUGGAAAUGCGCAAACAUAGAACAUUUUAUUGUCUGACGAUUAAUCUGAGGGACAGCUUUUUCUAUCGGUCAUCAUCAUUGUAAGUUCGUGUGCACCCGUGGAAGUACAACAUAAAUAAGUUGGAUAAAGAAGAUAUGUGUACAAUUUUGUAAUAAACCAAUAACAUGUA